AUGGACCCCCUUACCAUUGGCAAGGAUGUGAUGCGAUGUGACAUGUGUGAGACCGCUAAGGUACAGAUGCACUGCGAUAUAUGCCUUGUCAACCUGUGUAAGGUCUGUGUGGGAGAACACAUCUCAACAGGUGAAUAUAAAGAUCACAAAGUCGUCAAAUUUCAGGACAGGGAAUCUACUCUCCUCUACCCUCGAUGUGAACUUCACUCAGAUUACAGCUGUGAGUUGCACUGCAAGGAAUGCGAUAUUCCGGUUUGCUCCGCUUGUAUUGCCUCCAGAAAACACAAAGAACAUAAUGUCCACUUAAUAAAUCGCAUUCUUGCCAAAAAGAAAGCAGAAAUCCAAACAGAAAUUAAUGAAUUGGAGGGAUCCAUCCAUCAAGCGUACCUGGACAUUGCCUCUGAUGAGCAUAUUUUUGGAAAAAUAGUCGCAACAACAAUAUCACCUAAUACCCAAGGUGACAAUAUAAAAACAGCACAGGGAUUGUUCGGAGCUACCUUAUCUCCUUUACAAGAGAAGUUAACAGAAGCUGGAUCCUCUCCUCCUGUCAAACAGCUGCUUGAUCAACCAGAGAUUGUCACCACAAUAUAUACUCGAUUUAAAGAUUACCUAUGCAAUGUGGCCUGUCUGAGUGACGAAGAAAUCUGGACACAUGGAAAUGAGAACACCAUGAAACUCUACAGUAUCAAUCAGGGAUCACUACUAAAGUCAAUCAGAACCAAGUCAGGGAUUUUGGCAGGGGACAUAGCAGUGACAAAAAGUGGAAAUCUAGUUUAUACUGAUAACAAAGAUGGAACUGUGAACAUUGUGAAGAAUGAGAAGAUAGAGGAGGUGAUCAGACUACAGAACUGGAGACCUCGCACUGUCUGUAGUACCUCUUCUGGUGACCUCCUGCUUAUCAUGAGCACUGAUGAUGACAAACAAACAAAAGUUGUCUGUUACUCUGGCUCCACAGAGAAGCAAACCAUUCAAUUUGAUGAUAAAGGGAAUCCUCUCUAUUCAACUGGCUGUUUUACUAGACACAUAACUGAGAACAGGAACCUAAAUAUCUGCGUGUCUGAUCAGGGAGUUAAAGGAGUAGUGGUGGUCAAUCAGGCUGGGAAACUGCGAUUCAGUUACACUGGACAUACUCCUGCUCCAAGGAACAAACCAUUCUGUCCACAUGGAAUCACCACAGACAGUCAGAGUCACAUCCUUACCGCUGAUUAUCACAAUGACUGUAUCCACAUCAUAGACCAGGAUGGACAGUUCCUCCGUUACAUAGACUGUGGACUGAGUGAACCCUUUGGACUGUGUAUAGAUUCAAAUGACAAUUUGUUUAUUGCUCAAAAUAGAAAUAGACAGGUGAAGAAAAUAAAGUAUCAGAAGUGA
This is a messenger RNA of Saccostrea cuccullata (small rock oyster), 1371 nucleotides long. RefSeq lists its product as uncharacterized. Gene Ontology annotation, molecular function: protein binding; zinc ion binding. NCBI's taxonomy places the organism in Eukaryota, Metazoa, Mollusca, Bivalvia, Ostreida, Ostreidae. The transcript is spliced from 2 exons. Gene Ontology annotation, cellular component: extracellular region. The record is from RefSeq and is a predicted model, not a curated record. Bases 1 to 1371 code for a protein of 456 amino acids.